GAUAGAGAGGAGCACAAACUCAAGUAAAAGGGGGUUGAACCGAGGACGUGUGGUUUUUUGGAAAAGUGGCAUCUGUGUGAGGAAGGCAAGUCUUUAGCUGGUCAUCAGCCACUCUGGACUUUAUACAACCACUGAGUCUGUCGCUCAAUUAAUCUGGAUUCUAAAAACCUGCUUUCAAGUUCCUAACCAUGAGGACAAACAUAUGGAUUUACCAAACUGUGGUGUGUGUUGUAGUCACUGUAUUGGGCACAGGUUUUUGUAGAAGGACUCAUCAGUCAUUACAGAAGUAUGAAAAGACUGAGAGUCACAUGCUGGUUUGCACAGACUGCCCUCAGCCCCCUUUGGUACGAAACAGCCGAUCGCAGGAACAGUGCGCACGCAAGUGCAAGAAGGUCAAGAAAAGCUUCAACUGCAGAGCUUUCAACUUUCAGCGGCACAACAGGAAAUGCCACUUGCUUCCUUUUGACCGCUUCACCCAUGGCGUGCAGAAGCAGGCCAACGUCAACUUUACUUUGUAUGAAAAAAAAGAUUAUAUAAGGGAGUGUAUCAUCAGCACCAAGGACAACUACAGAGGGAGGAGGUCUUGGACAAAGUCAAACAUCACUUGCCAAGCUUGGUCAGAUAAUAACAUCAAUGAACACACGUUUUAUCCUGAUAGGUACCCAAAUCAAGACCUGAGGGAAAACUUCUGUCGUAAUCCCAACAAUGACCCUGGUGGCCCGUGGUGCUACACCACUGACCCCAACGUACGAGCCGAGGAGUGUGGCAUACCACAGUGCUCAGAGGAAGUCUGCAUGAUGUGUAAUGGGGAAGAUUACCGGGGCAAAAUGGACCAUACGGAGAGGGGCAAGGAGUGCCAGAGAUGGGACUCAGUAAGGCCUCACAAACACCACUUCCAACCCAAAAAGUAUCGGCAAAAAGAUUUAAAGGACAACUACUGUCGUAAUCCAGAUAAUCGUCUUCGUCCCUGGUGCUACACCAUGGAUCCCAAAACUCCGUGGGAGUACUGCAACAUUACUUUAUGUGAUUCUGACUUGAGUGAGGACACAGAUGUCAAUGUAACAACAUCCUGUGUCCAGGGAAAAGGCACAGAUUACAGAGGCACAAUGAAUGUCACUCCGGAGGGUGUGACAUGUCAGCGCUGGGACUUACAGUUGCCCCAUAACCACUCCUUUCUUCCUCAGAACUUCAAAUGCAAUUUGUGUAUGUGUUUUAGAGAUCUCAGAGAGAACUACUGCCGUAACCCUGAUGGUGCAGAUUACCCAUGGUGCUUCACUACAGACCCUAAUCAGAGGGUAGCCAACUGCACCAACAUCCCCAGGUGUGAUGCUGAGGCCACACAAAAAAUAGAAUGUUAUGAAGACAACGGAGAGACGUACAGGGGCACUUUAUCCAUAACUCGAUCUGGGAUUCCCUGUGCAGACUGGUUGCAUCACAUAAACAGUGGGGAUUCUCACUCUACAGAAUCCCAUGUAGGGCUGGAGAAGAACUACUGCCGGAACCCGGACCGGGACAAACAUGGCCCCUGGUGUUAUACCAAUCCAAAUAACCGUUUGGCCUGGGACUACUGCAAACUGCGGCACUGUGAAUCAGCUACAGUGGCUCCUCAACCGAUCACUUUAACUGGGCCCAAGAUAUCAUGUUUUGUGCAUAUAAACACAAGAAUCGUUGGCGGACACCAAGUGCAAGGUUCAGAUGGCAGCUGGGUUGUGAGCAUCCAAAGAGAGAAGAUUCAUUUGUGCGGGGGCUCAUUAAUCAGAGAAGAUUGGGUUUUGACAGACCAACAGUGCUUCACCUCCUGUGUUCCAGAUCUCAAGGAUUACAGUGUGCAGGUGGGUCUGCGCCACCUCAAUGAAUCCUCACGCCACCCAAGACUACGCAUCUCUCGCCUGAUAUGUGGCCCAGAAGGAUCCAAUUUGGUUAUGCUGAAACUAGAAGAUCCGGCCCCUGUGUCUGAAGGUGCCUCCACUAUUCAUCUUCCAGUAAAAGAGUGUCACAUCACCGAAGGCACCAACUGCACCAUGUAUGGAUGGGGGGAAACUAAAAAUGCAGGAUACGAUGAUGCACUGAACGCUUUGACCAUGCCCAUGGUCAACAAUGACAUGUGCUCACAAAUUAAAGGAGAUGCUGGGGAAAGCAGAAUAUGUGCUGGUGGCAAGAGAGGAGAAGGCGUAUGUGAUAAAGACAAUGGCGGCCCAUUGGUUUGCCAGGAACAUGAGCGCAAAGUCAUCAUUGGCGUGAGCAUCCAAAGGACAAAAUGCGCCUCAUCACAGCCUGCACUUUUUGUCAACGUUGCUUUCUACUCUGAGUGGAUAUACAAAGUGUUCAAACUUUACCCCAGUUUGGAAAGAAACUGAUUGUGUGGUGUGAAAAUCAACCCCAUUUAUGACUGUACCACAGCCUGCAAGAGGAGGGCGGCGGCUUUGGGCCAACAAAUUCCAAGACCGCUCUAGCAUGGACCACAGGGGACAAAUGAGGAAAAUCACCUAAUGGAAAGAUUUUGUAGUUGAAUUUGUCAUUUUACGGGGAUGACAGAUUAGUGAUUGAAGACUGGAUAAACCGAUUGGAAUCUCAUCCUUUCUUCCACUUUGCAAAUGAAGACAUCCCAGUUUUUCGCCCCAAAAAUAUUUUUUACAACCAAAGUCUCUGGCACAUUUACGGCAUACUAAUUGUAUUUUGACAUGUUCAGAAUUUCUGAAGCCAUGCAAACCAAGACAAUGACAAUGACUCAGUAUUAUCUCCUGGAAUAUACUUGAAUAUGGACAAAACCCAGUUAUCUGGAGGUUACCACAUGAGUUACCUUCCUGUGACUGGGACCUUUUUUAAUGUGUUGAGUGGGACAAAACAUAUCUUAUUACUUCCAACACAUUUGAUGCAGAUGAAUAA
Etheostoma spectabile (orangethroat darter) is the source of this 2886-nucleotide messenger RNA. RefSeq names its product hepatocyte growth factor a (gene hgfa). NCBI's taxonomy places the organism in Eukaryota, Metazoa, Chordata, Actinopteri, Perciformes, Percidae. Gene Ontology annotation, molecular function: serine-type endopeptidase activity. Gene Ontology annotation, biological process: proteolysis. Bases 189 to 2357 code for a protein of 722 amino acids. The record is from RefSeq and is a predicted model, not a curated record. The transcript is spliced from 18 exons.